AUGGAGGAGGCAGGCUCUCGGGCCCAAUCAGCUGGAUUGGCCUGGCUUGAACAGUGUCAGGCCUUGAUGGAAGCCAGCAAAGCCAGUUGGCCCGCCAGGCCGAUACUGAACAAACCUCUUCAACUGCAGGAACUGGAGGCAAAAGCCGACGAGUUGUAUCAAGAGCUUGAGGGAGUCGACUCGGAUGACGAGGACAGCGAGGCCCAGCGCCAAGCAAAACAAGAGUCGUUGGUAGCUCUCGAGAGAGAGUUAAGGCCGCUUAAGACGGACUGGGACCGCACGUGCAGGGAUGCUCAUGUGGCGUACCGCCCCGAGGACGAGAUGAAAGCAAAUUCUCUCAUGAACAACUUCUUCAACCUUUAUAAAGAUUUCGGCCUCCCCAUCAACGGCAACAUGGGCGUCGACACUUCGGCCCUAGGUCUCCCUGGAGAUUCGCCUGAUGCUGAUCCGGACACACCGCGCAGGCCGCGAAUGCGAAUGAAGAGGGGAGGGGCGGUGCUCACCCCAGAUCGUAAUGGAGUUUUUGAGCCAGAGACGCGUAAGAAGAGGAAGCGAGGCCCCAGCUCCGCCAUUUCUCACAAGCGACCGCGCAUUCAAGGUAACAGAAAUUCCAUACAUUUCAACGCCGUCUACCAAAACAGACGCGCCGCCAAGAAGCACACCAUUAUCCGGGUCCCCGAGCACGAGGAUCCUGUGCGCCCGCCCAAGUUUUACAUCUUACGCUGUGAGCAUCACGACAUCGACUUUAACGACAAUCCAUUACAGUCCGGUUUGGCCCAUUUAUCAGAAGCCCAUCCCCAGCAUGAGGACCCUUCAUUCGAGACUGUUGUUCAGCACUUUGGUUAUGAGGUUAUUGGCUGCGACGAUGAAAAACUCAUUCAAAACAACAAAGUCGCCACGGAAGCCUUUCAAAAAGGUGACAGAGGAGCGCGAGACUUUAUUCGAGUCACUGAUUCGCCUUCACCCAAGACACCGCGUAAGAAAGCCAGCAACGCCGCGAAAAAGGGCCGGUCAAGUCGCAAGUCCCGCAGCGCAUUCAAUCCUCGCGACUUGGUUCCUGGAGAUGUCUACAUCAUCUACUGGUCCUCAUCGAAACAGUGGUAUUGUGGUCUGCAUAUCCCCUUGCAAGAUCCCGAAUCCGUUGGCAUAGAAGAAUCCCUCGAGGCCUUGGGGCUACUUAACAACAUACCGCCUUGCUAUGAAUACGACACCUCCAGCAAGUCAUUCUCCUGGGCAGAGGGUUAUGAAGAUGGCGGGGAGGACGCUUCAGAACAGCACUUUCCAUUCAUGUUCUUUGAGGGCCUUGAGUUUCCUGACCUUUGCCAUGUUGCUUGGAUUCCCAUCGACGAAAUUCAACCUUGGGAUGAGGACAAGGCGUUGAUGAUUGAGCAUAGCGACCAGGCUUUUGAAUAUCUUAAGAAGCGGAAGGCAGCACAGCAGCCCAAGCGGUUGGGUUCAAGUGACGAGAUUCCAGACUCGGCUGAUGAUAACUCCACGUCGGAUCUUGCUCCUCGGUCACCAGUUGCAGAGUUUUCAACAGACUUUCAACCUGCUCAGAACGCUGAGGCCGUUACACCCAACACAGCUCCAGAAGCUGAUGCUGCUGAUGAGGCUGAUGAGGCUGAAGAUGCAGACGUAACUGGGCAGACUGACGAAACGCUGAAGGACACCGGGGGAGCACCUGAAGAAGAACAGUGCAUUCUACCAGAGCCUGAAGAAACGCGGAAGGACACCGAAGAAUCACCCGAAGAAGAGCAGCAGACUCAAAUAGAGCCUGAAGAAACACAAGGCGCCCAGAUGGAAACCGAAGAAGCGCAAGACACUGAACUAGAGUCCGAAAACGAGCAGGACGUUCAAAAAGAGCUUGUAGAAGCUCAGAAGGACGCCAGGCUUGAAUCUGGAGAAGGGCAGGGCAUACUACCAGAGCCCAAAGAAGUGCAGAAUAAUGCCACGGUGGAAUCUGAAGAAGUGCAGAAGGAUACCCAAAUGGAUGUUGAAGAAGCGCCGGGCACUGAACCAGAACCCGACAAAGUCGCCGAGUCACCCGUACAGCCUGAAACCGUCGAAGACGAAGAUAUCACCAUGAGUUUAGAGGAAAGCCCUUCCGAAAGCGCUGCUCAACAGGCAAUCGAGGACAGCGAGGAUGUCGUAAUGGAAACUUCAGAAGAUUCAACCCCGGAGCCUCUGCAGCAGAAUGACUCUCAGUCUGAUAGGGACGAUCAGGAGAUUAUUUUUGAUACUCAGGAGGAUCCAGCCGAAAACGUGACCUCCGCAAAGGAACCGGAAGAAGUUACGACAGACCGAGUGCAGGAGAGCUCAUCUCAUGAAGCAAGAGAAGAACGUUUACCCAGUGUCGACUUGGCGGAUCUCCUAACUGCAGGCGAGGAUCUGGAAUUCCAAUUUUCACAGUCUGAACAGAGAGAACUCGAUCAAAAGCCGACACCUACACCUGUCCACGAGACAAUUAGUCCUUCUCGCACAGCAAACGACGUAGUCAACACAAAACAGGAAGAAAGCUUGCCUGCCUCGCCUACGCCUGAGACAACCAGUGUUACUCGUACGGAAAACGAUUCUAGUGAUGAGACACGGGAGGCCAGUCAACCUCAGCGCUCUUCUGUCGCUACGGAAUCUUCAAACGAUGAGACUCCACGGCCACGCCUCUCGUACGCUGAAAUGGGUCGAGCUUCUUCCUUAUCAGAGGGUAUUCCAAGCGAUGUCGUUGAAUCACGGCCGCAGAUUCAACCUGCUUCGAGACGAGCUAGAUCAGGGACACCGAAUCGCAACGCACUCGCUGCGCAGUCACGAAUGUCAUCGCUAUCAAUGUCACCUGUUGUAUCUCGACCGCCCGCAAUGUCACCGCCAGCUACAAUACCGUUCUCACCCACAGCGCCGUCUGCCUCAACUCCUUUACAGCUUCCAAUGAUGUCGCAGCCUCCGCCUUCUUCUCAGUCAUCAGUAGUACGCUCACCAACAUCGCAACACCCUCCUUCAGGGUUACAGCACCCAGUCUCGUCAUGGCCACUGGAUAACUCAUGGGCAUCGACGACACCACAGCGAUUAGGAACGUCACCAUCAUCGGCUCUUGCACGUCGGCCUGCACCAUCUCAGCCAAUGGCAAUUUCACAACCGCCGCCAUCAUCACAACCUCCAACGGCCAGGCCCUCGACAUUAUCCCGCCCACCUUCAUCUCAACCAUCGCCUUCGAAGCCACCGUUCCGUGCCCCUACAGCGCAAAUGGAGCCCGCAGCGCAAGUAGCAAUGUCUCCUGGACCUGCUGUGUCUAACGGCGAAAAGCCACACAACGUACGGCCGACAUCGCAGGUCCUGGCACCACCCCGCCACUCACAAGUAGAUAGUCCACUGCCAGAAGAUGCUCAGAAUCGCUCUGAAGUCUUGAGACAUCCUCAUGCAGCUCAACCCAAGGCGCCUGCACAGGAUUUGAGAAACAGUCCCCGACCUAACCAAGUUCCGUGUGCGAUAAAGCCCAAGGCACCAUCCAAGCCCACAGUCGAGAUUGUCUUGCUUAACCGUCAAGCAGUCGAUCAAGCGCGGUCACAGUCCAUGACACCUGGACAGCAAGCAGCAGCGACCAGUCCUACACAAAUACCAGCAGCUCAUGAAGGGCAAAUAGAACCUGCACAGAUAACGCCAACACCGCCAGUUAUGUCUGCUGCCAGACCUGAAGCCCGGCCUGCGCGUCGUCCGCUCCCUCAGGAAAGACCAUCACCUAGGCCUUCUGCUUCACCAGUAAAGAGACGCGAAGCUCCCAAGGCCAUGCCGUUACCAAAAUUGGCUCCCAGUCCUUCCUCCCAGUCUUCUUCUGGGGCCGAGAACACCCCAGUAGCUCAGCCAGAACGACCAGCACAAAUACCCUCAGGUCAGCCAACUGCCAGAUAUGCUUCUCGGCCUACUUCCCCAGUACACCAUAACUCACCCCGCUUGCCGCCUAUGAAUGUCCCUCUAGAAGGACACUAUCUCCCCAAUACGAUGUUAGCCCAACAACAGGCGACUCUAUCGAGACCUGGUUCUUCGGGGCAUGUUGGGCCACAGCCUAUGCCUUCUCCUCGUCUGGCUGCUCGAUCUAUAUCGCGACCCGGCUCUGCAUCCCAAAUGCAAAUUAGAUCACAGGCUAUGCCGUCUCCCCAUCAACUGGCGGCAGAAGUUCAGCGACCUCAGUCCAGUUUCCAAGGGCAUCCUGGGUCGCAGCCGAUGUACUCUCCCCGACAAGUUCCUGGGGAUAUUCCUCACCAUGCUUCAGUCUAUGAAAGGCAGCCAAAUCAUGGCCCUGCUCCAUCACCGCGGCGUCCCUAUGCUGUUCCAGUGCAGCCGCCCCCGUCGCCACACCAACCCUUCAGUCAUUUUCCCCACCGAAGCCCUGAGAUGCAGGGCAAUGGUUAUGUUUCCCAGCGUCAUGCAUUAACUGGUACCUUGUCACCGCAGUCGUCAACAGCGGAAAAUCAAUUACCGCCUAUCCGAUUAUCAAAUAUCUCUCGUCCUCGAUCUGAAGCCCACACAGGUCCUAACAUGAUCUCGCCGCCUCAGACCGCUGUGGGGGCUCGACCAGGACACUAUACAGGACAUCAACAGCCUACGCCGCCUAUUAUGCAAUCACCGCGUUUAUCUGCGGCCGAGAUUUCCAGGCCGCACACGGCAAGCAACAUGCGUCCUCCCCUAGCUACGAUGUCACCAAUCCUAGGGCACACAGAACCGCGUAGGCCAAAUUCAAGCUACACUCAAGCCAUGCCUUUUCACGCCCCCUUGCCGACCAUGCUGCCAAACUAUUCGAGCACAGGCUACCAGUCAUCAGCACCGUCUGCACACCAGUACGCCCAACCUAAUCGUCCACAAGGUCACCUUCGAAGACAUUCCGAGAGCGCAUGCCAGCCCCAACUCCAGCAGUAUGCACUCGCUGGUAGCCCGCAGAUAGCAAAUUCUACACCACGGUCCUAUCAGUCGCAUGAGCCUGAUCAGGGUCCGAGACGCAAUCGGGCUCUAGAUCCCUUCCUCCCCGAGCUCUCUCCUAAUGUUCGUAAAGCACUCCUGGAGCUAGUUCAAACAGAAAGAGCCGAUCUUGUCCCCUGCGACUUUCUCAACAACGACAACAGGUACCGAUGCCCUUUUUGCAAGGAAACGACUCCGGAGCCAACAGCGCUUAUCAAUCACAUCAAGAUGAGCUGUCCAAUGCUGGAGGAGACGUAUAAGCAGGACAAGAAUGAGCAGGCCUUUGAAGCGAAUCGGGGCAAGCGAGUCAAGCCAGUUAAGAGAAAGAGUCAGAUGGCACAGGUAGCCAAGAAUGCCCGAGUUCGGAGUUGA
This is a messenger RNA of Fusarium subglutinans, 5313 nucleotides long. RefSeq lists its product as uncharacterized. The transcript is spliced from 3 exons. The coding region runs from base 1 to 5313 and encodes 1770 amino acids. The record is from RefSeq and is a predicted model, not a curated record. Lineage: Eukaryota; Fungi; Ascomycota; Sordariomycetes; Hypocreales; Nectriaceae.